Messenger RNA from Contarinia nasturtii (swede midge), 1045 nucleotides. RefSeq lists its product as uncharacterized. The record is from RefSeq and is a predicted model, not a curated record. Lineage: Eukaryota; Metazoa; Arthropoda; Insecta; Diptera; Cecidomyiidae. Bases 323 to 928 code for a protein of 201 amino acids. The transcript has 2 exons.
UUCAUAAAUAAUCGACGUGUUUUAGUUUCUAUCUAUCCUGGUCUAGAAGUGAUCUUAUUUCCAACUCACAAAAUGAAGCUACUUUUAUUUUUGACAUUAUUGUCAUUAUCUUUAUUAAACCAGCUCACAUUUGUCAGCGGUAAUCAAAAUGAUCCAAAUGCGCCAGCAUACACAACAUUGCUGAAUAAAUUAAGCAAAAAAAACUAAAAACAAAGAUUUGCUGGAUAGUUUUAAAUCGGUUAUAAAAAUUCAAAAAGAUGUUCUAUCAACAGCUGAGUCAUCGGAAUGGUUAGAUGUUGAUUUCAAUAAUGGUCAACCCGUCAUGAACGAAAUUCGUAACAGUAAUUCCCGACCAAAGGAUUGGGUAAAUUUAAUGACUAAUCAUAUCGGCAACGUAGAAUUUGUGCUUAAGAAAAUGCUUGGCCCAGCAAAGGAUGACAUUCGCAAGGAAACAAAUGCAGAAAUCGACCAUCUUGUUAGUGAACGCAGUUUAAUUGACAAAUAUACCAAUAAGGUUUAUAAAUUUGUUAUAACCGAACCAAAGAUCAAAGAUAUAAAUGGAUUCGAAGGAGCACUUGCACAAUUUGAUGGUAAAAAAAUUGAUGCAAAACAUCUCAAAAAAAUCGGAAAUCAUUUAACAUCGAUGCAAAACACUUAUAAUCAAGUAAUAAAUAAGUUGACAGAUAAAGUGCCAGCAGCAGUCACCAUCAGAAAUGAAUAUUUGCGCAUAGCUGCUGUACAAAAUAUCAGACAAUGCGGUAGCCUGAAUUCGCUUCGUUACGUCGUUUCGAGUCUGUUACAAAAACAAGAUGCAUUAAAAACGGUUCUCAAUGAAAUAUGUACUAUUUUGAAUGAUUAUGACAAUCAAAGAGUUAAAUUGGCUGCAACCAUAACUGACUUUCCAAUUCAAAGUUUUAUUAAAAAUUAAUAGAUAUUUUUUUAGAAAUAAUUAAACACAGUGGAAUACAGAUUGGAUUGAAUUGAUGUUUUGAAAAUUGUUUAAUAUUUGCUUAUAAUAAACUGAAUUGAAAUCUUUUUUCCUUCA